Messenger RNA from Pyricularia oryzae 70-15, 1530 nucleotides. RefSeq names its product ent-kaurene oxidase. Bases 1 to 1530 code for a protein of 509 amino acids. Lineage: Eukaryota; Fungi; Ascomycota; Sordariomycetes; Magnaporthales; Pyriculariaceae. The record is from RefSeq and is a predicted model, not a curated record. Gene Ontology annotation, molecular function: iron ion binding; oxidoreductase activity, acting on paired donors, with incorporation or reduction of molecular oxygen; heme binding. The transcript has 7 exons.
AUGUUUGUCGUCCGGCCAGGAGUUGAUCUGCUCGUUCAGAGACCAUGGAUUGCUGUGUUCUUGGCUGCUGCACUGUUGACUGCAGUCUGCAUCUCACGGCGCCGCAAGCCGGACGAUCUUGAGCACAUCCCGUGUUCGGGCCAAGGCACGCCCCAGAAAAAGGCUGCAAGAGUACAGACUCCAUGCAAAAAGACUGCGGCUAACAGGAUAGGUUACUAUGUUUGCGUUCCAUACCAUUUGCUCAAAUCAUAUGCAUCGGCCAGCGAGGAAGUUCUCAGUCCCCAUGCGCCAUUCGAAGAGGUUUGCUUUUGCUACCAGAUUUCCAACGCUUUUGUGGAAGCUUCCAUCACGCAGAUCAAUGUGACCUCUCAAGCCCUCAUACACUCUGUCAAACGGGACUUGACACCCUCGAUUGGCAAAGCCACCCCCGAGCUGAGCCGCGUGGCCAGGGACGCCGUCCUCUCCGAGAUCCCACAGUCCUCGGACUGGACCGAGGUCGACGUCCACCACCAGCUGGUCCGCAUAGUGACCAUAGUCUCGGGCUGGAUGUUUGUCGGGCCCGACUUCUGCAGGACGGACGAGUACAUGGACCUGGCCGCACACUACGCCGCCGACGCGUUUGGCGGCCCUUUGGUCCUGCAAAUGUUCCCCAAGGCGCUGCGUUCCAUCGUGGCGCCGCUGGUGCCACCGGUCCGCCGGGUCUGGAAGGCCCACCGCCGCAUCGCCGCCCUCUUGGGCCCGGCGAUCGCUCAAAGGCAGAGGAAUACUGGUCCGGGCAGCCAGCCGGCCCCCGAUGACAUGCUUCAGUGGCUCAUCGACAACCGCCACCAGUUUCCGGAUGAGAUCAAGGGCGAUGGAGAUAUUGCUCGUCUGCAGCUGGCGCUGAGUGCUGUGGCCAUCCAUACGACAGCCCUGACGGCGACAGCAACUCUCUACGACCUCGCCGCCGAGCCGGAAAUCAUGCAAGAUGUGCGAGAGGAGAUACAUCGUGUGCUGCAGGAGCACGACGGCAAAAUCACAUCCAAGAUGCUGUUUGACCUCAAGCUUCUAGACGCCGUCUGCAAGGAGUCUCAACGGCUCAACCCAGCUGACCUGCUCUCGGCCCGCCGCAGGGUGAUGCAGCCAUUCACCUUUUCCGACGGCACCGCGGUCCCCGUGGGCACCAUGCUAGCCGUCCCCGUCUACCACAUCGGACGGGACCCGGCGCUGUUCCCGCAGGACCCCGAAAAGUUCGACCCGUACCGCUUCACCCGGCUGCGCUCCAAGGACGCCGAGGGAGGGGGCAACCACCUCCAGUUCGCGUCGGUGACGCACGGGACCAUGGCGUUUGGGUGGGGCAAGCACGCCUGUCCCGGUCGCUUCUUUGCCGCCGCCGAGAUCAAGCUCAUCCUGCUGCACAUGCUGCUCAACUUUGAGGUCUCCGUCGUCCCCGGGCCGGACGGGGUCAAAAGGUAUCCGAAUGUGGAAAUGGGAAACAUGAACAUGCCGGAUUUCAAGCGUAGGGUGCUGUUUAAAAGCAUUCGCGGGUGA